AUGGCGCCCCUAGUAUUAAGUUGUAUGUUUAUUGGAUUAAUAAUACAUAUACAUUGUUAUAAUUUUGGAUAUAGAAAUAGUUAUACCUGUCAUUGUUUAUAUAAUGAAAGAUGUGAUGAUGUAACUAGUGUUUGUUGUAACGAAUGUUAUAAUGUUAUAUUUACAGGUUAUAAUUUUGGAUAUAGAAAUAGUUAUACCUGUCAUUGUUUAUAUAAUGAAAGAUGUGAUACUGUAACUAGUGUUUGUUGUAACGAAUGUUAUAAUGUUAUAUUUACAGGUUAUAAUUUUGGAUAUAGAAAUAGUUAUACCUGUCAUUGUUUAGAUAAUGAAAGAUGUGAUGAUGUAACUAGUGUUUGUUGUAAUGAAUAUUAUAAUGUUAUAUUUACAGGUUAUAAUUUUGGACAUAGAAAUAGUUAUACCUGUCAUUGUUUAUAUAAUGAAAGAUGUGAUACUGUAACUAGUGUUUGUUGUAACGAAUGUUAUAAUGUUAUAUUUACAGGUUAUAAUUUUGGACAUAGAAAUAGUUAUACCUGUCAUUGUUUAUAUAAUGAAAGAUGUGAUACUGUAACUAGUGUUUGUUGUAACGAAUGUUAUAAUGUUAUAUUUACAGGUUAUAAUUUUGGACAUAGAAAUAGUUAUACCUGUCAUUGUUUAUAUAAUGAAAGAUGUGAUACUGUAACUAGUGUUUGUUGUAACGAAUGUUAUAAUGUUAUAUUUACAGGUUAUAAUUUUGGAUAUAGAAAUAGUUAUACCUGUCAUUGUCACAAUAAUAAAAGCUGUGAUGCUGUAACUGGUCUUUGCUAUAGUGGUUGUUUGAGAGGCUGGGGUGGACCUUCUUGUCAACAAGGUUAUAAUUUUGGAUAUAACAAUAGUUAUACCUGUCAUUGUUUAUAUAAUAAAAGAUGUGAUACUGUAACUAGUGUUUGUUAUAGUGAAUAUUAUAUUGUUAUAUAUUUAGGUUAUAAUUUUGGAUAUAACAAUGGUUAUACCUGUCAUUGUUUAUAUAACGAAAGAUGUGAUACUACAACUAGUGUUUGUUAUAACGAAUAUUAUAUUGUUAUAUUUACAGGUUACAAUAUUUUGGAUAUAACAAUAGUUAUACCUGUCAUUGUUUAUAUAAUGAAAGUUUGUGCUACAGGAACGUAUGGUUCAGAAUGUAAUAAUUUCUGUCAUUGUUUGAACUAUGAUAAAUGUGAUGUUAUAACUGGUCAAUGUCCUAAUGGAUGUCAGACAGAAUGGUAUGGAGGUAGCUGUAAUACUAGACAAUGUACUGAUGGUUGUCAACCCGGUUAUAAAGGAUAUGAUUGUAUAUUGAGUUGUCCAAAUGGUGCCUAUGGAGAUAAAUGUAGUAAACUAUGUAACAAUAGGCAUUGUAAAAGAUCACAAGAAUGUCAUCAUAUAACAGGACAAUGUACUGAUGGUUGUCAACCAGGUUAUAGAGGAUAUGAUUGUAUAUUGAAAUGUGAUGAAGGAUUCUAUGGGUAUAAUUGUUCAUCAAAUUGUUCAGCAAGAUUUUGUCAAUCAGAAGAUCAGUGUAAUAAUAUAGAUGGAGCAUGUGAUUGUCAGGAUGGAUAUCAAGGAACUGAUUGUACUGUUAUUAAAGAAGACUCUAAAGAUGGAGAUGGAAGUAUAGUUUGUGCUACAGGAACGUAUGGUUCAGAAUGUAAUAAUUUCUGUCAUUGUUUGAACUAUGAUAAAUGUGAUGAUGUUAUAACUGGUCAAUGUCCUAAUGGAUGUCAGACAGGAUGGUAUGGAGGUAGCUGUAAUACUAGUUGUCAAAGUGGUAAAUAUGGAGAUAGAUGUAAUCAACGAUGUAACAAGAGACAUUGUAAAGGAUCACAACACUGUCAUCAUAUAACAGGACAAUGUACUGAUGGUUGUAAACCCGGUUAUAUAGGAGAUGAUUGUAUAUUGAGUUGUCCAAAUGGUGCCUAUGGAGAUAAUGAUGAUUGUACAUUGAGUUGUCAAAGUGGUAAAUAUGGAGAUAUAUGUAAUCAACGAUGUAACAAGAGACAUUGUAAAGGAUCACAAGAAUGUCAUCAUAUAACAGGACAAUGUACAGAUGGUUGUAAACCAGGUUAUAGAGGAAAUGAUUGUAUAAAAAAAUGCCAGAAUGGUGCCUAUGGAGAUAUAUGUAGUAAAGGAUGUGACAAUAGGCAGUGUAAAGGAUCACAAGACUGUCAUCAUAUAACUGGAAAUUGUACUGAUGGUUGUAAACCAGGUUAUAGAGGAAAUGACUGUAUAAAAAAAUGCCAGAAACGUGCCUAUGGAGAUAUAUGUAGUAAAGGAUGUGACAAUAGGCAGUGUAAAGGAUCACAAGACUGUCAUCAUAUAACUGGAAAUUGUACUGAUGGUUGUAAACCAGGUUAUAGAGGAAAUGACUGUAUAAAAAGAACGUAUGGUUCAGAAUGUAAUAAUUUCUGUCAUUGUUUGAACUAUGAUAAAUGUGAUGUUAUAACUGGUCAAUGUCCUAAUGGAUGUCAGACAGAAUGGUAUGGAGGUAGCUGUAAUACUAGACAAUGUACUGAUGGUUGUCAACCCGGUUAUAAAGGAUAUGAUUGUAUAUUGAGUUGUCCAAAUGGUGCCUAUGGAGAUAAAUGUAGUAAACUAUGUAACAAUAGGCAUUGUAAAAGAUCACAAGAAUGUCAUCAUAUAACAGGACAAUGUACUGAUGGUUGUCAACCAGGUUGUCAAAGUGGUAAAUAUGGAGAUAGAUGUAAUCAACGAUGUAACAAGAGACAUUGUAAAAGAUCACAAGAAUGUCAUCAUAUAACAGGACAAUGUACAGAUGGUUGUAAACCAGGUUAUAGAGGAAAUGAUUGUAUAAAAAAAUGCCAGAAUGGUGCCUAUGGAGAUAUGUGUAGUAAAGGAUGUGACAAUAGGCAGUGUAAAGGAUCACAACACUGUCCUCAUAUAACAGGGAAAUGUUAUAAUCGCUGUACGCCAGAAUGUCCUGAUGGUUUCUAUGGUGCUGGUUGUCAGAAGAAUUGUAAUAUCAGAAAAUGUCUGAAGAAUUCAAUGUGUGAUCAUGUGACAGGAGAAUGUAUUGGUGGAUGUUCUGUGGGUUAUAGUCCAACAAUUCUAGAUUGUACUCAAGCUUGUACGAAGGGAACAUAUGGUGAUCAAUGUUUAGAAAAUUGUUCAGAAAGAAAUUGUUUAGUAAAAACAUCACCAUGUAAUAAUAUUAAUGGUAGUUGUGAAGGCAGUUGUAAAGAUGGUUAUAUUUCAGUUGACUGUAAACAAGAAGGAUGUGCGACUGGUUUGUAUGGAAGAGGCUGCAGUAAGAAAUGUUCAGAUAGAAAAUGUAAUGAUAAUUUAAACUGUAACAGUAAAACAGGAGAAUGUAUUGAUGGAUGUCAACCAGGUUUUCAGUCAAUUGAUUGUUCCUAUGACUCUAGAAAUCCUGUGAACAUCUCAAAUCAAUCUUCACCCGUCUACUAUAACACAACUUCCGGAGUCGCAAUAGAUGAAUCUCAACAAUAA
This is a messenger RNA of Lottia gigantea (owl limpet), 3483 nucleotides long. RefSeq lists its product as hypothetical. Gene Ontology annotation, molecular function: protein binding; scavenger receptor activity. The record is from RefSeq and is a predicted model, not a curated record. The coding region runs from base 1 to 3483 and encodes 1160 amino acids. NCBI's taxonomy places the organism in Eukaryota, Metazoa, Mollusca, Gastropoda, Lottiidae. The transcript is spliced from 27 exons.